Molecule: messenger RNA, 2024 nt
Organism: Phialemonium atrogriseum
Lineage: Eukaryota; Fungi; Ascomycota; Sordariomycetes; Cephalothecales; Cephalothecaceae
Exons: 4
Coding region: 246-1691 (481 amino acids)
Biological process (GO): mRNA processing; regulation of mRNA splicing, via spliceosome
Cellular component (GO): spliceosomal complex
Molecular function (GO): RNA binding
Source: RefSeq, a predicted model, not a curated record
GUGUGAGACCUGCAAGUAGCCGUUAAAGAGACCUGUCCGAUCAACGAGCCACUCCAGCGUUGAUGUAUACAUAGUAAUGCGCCAUAGUCUGUGCGGCGACCCCACAUAAAUAGAUCCCAAUUCCCAUGGAAGUUCCCAUUCCCAAGCUCGGAUUCUCGUCGCCCAACCCUCGACCAAAUACUUUUAUUAUUCGCCGUGACAAACACUCCACCACUGACGCCCUGCUUUAGGCCUCCACAGAAAUCAUGGCUACAGGCGUCGAUGCAAGGUUGCUCAAGUCGACCAAAUUUCCUCCCGAGUUCAACCAGAAGGUUGACAUGCAAAAGGUCAAUCUUCAGGUCAUGAAAAAAUGGAUAGCAGGCAAGGUCACUGACAUCCUCGGAAAUGAAGAUGACGUCGUCAUUGAGCUUGUUUUCAAUCUGAUUGAAGGGCCUCGACACCCCGAUAUCAAAUCCCUCCAGAUUCAGCUCACUGGAUUUCUUGACAAGGACACGGCGUCGUUCUGUAAGGACCUCUGGAAGCUCCUUCUGAGUGCUCAGAACAGUCCCCAAGGUGUACCGAAGGAGUUGCUCGAGGCGAAGAAACUGGAACUAAUCCAAGAGAAGCUCGAAGCCGACAAGGCGGCCGAGGAAGCUCGACAGCGACGUGAUGAGUUCGAGCGCCGAGACCGCGGCCGGGGCGGGGGCGGGGGCGGACAGCGUGGCGGCCGAGGAGACUCCUGGCGCGGCGGCCGUGACGCGCGUGACGAUCGGGAUCGAGACUAUGAUAAUCGCGGCCGAGGGAGCUUCGGCAGUGGCAGAGGUCGAUCCCGUUCCCCACCCCGAUAUCGCAACCAGGGAGAUCGCGGUCCUCCUCGAGGAGGCGGUGGGGAUAGUUAUGUACCGCGCGGAAGCCCGACAUUAAGACGUGGGCGGCAUGAAACCCGAUUCCGGGACAAUAGACGACGAAGAUCCGCGACUCCGUCCCGAUCUAUCGACUCAGCGUCAUCGCGAUCACGUUCUCGAAGCUCAAGCGCGGUUAGCCGGCGAUCUAACCAUGCCCGUUCUCCGAGCCCAGCUCGACGACGCGCAUCUCCAUCUCCAGCUCGAGAUCGCCGUACAAGACCUAGAUCUCCAUCACCAGCCUCGCGCCGAGGACGGCCGCGGUCUGUGUCCUCCGACCGUGCAUCUCCGCCGCCUAAGCGUCGUAGAUACUCCUCUUCUCGAAGUCGGUCGCCAGAUCGCCGGCAGAAGUCGAGAUCUUCGUCGUUAUCGUCGAGCUCCUCAAGGCAUUCGCGGCACUCGCGACCACUCUCACGCUCUCGCUCUCCGAGACGUAGCCGAGCAGGACGGACUAGCCGUGGGAGCAGGAGUGUUUCAACCAGCUACAGUAGCCGCCGGGGCGGAGAUCGACGAUCACUAACUCCUUCGUCUGUCAAUAGCCCUGCCGCAUCAACGCCGAGAAGUGAAAGUGGGGGACGUGGUCACCAUCGAGAACGAGAGCGUGGUCAAGCUCGACGGCCUGACACUGAAGAUGACCGGCUCGUCAACAAGAUCUCUUCUAGUUCUCAAGUUUCACAUUCCCGCGACGGUUCAGCUGAUGUUUCCGGCAUUGAAGACAGACCGCAAUCUUCCCACGAUAGAUCAUCCGCUUCCGAUGCUCGGCAGGUUGGUCGGCCUUCCCAGGAGGAGGACGUAGCUCGGAGUAACUGACAGGCUGGCAGCCGAAGACCACCGAACAACAAGCCAACGAACUGCGAGAGAAAGAACUGCGGGAAAGAAUCAAGAAGAUGAGAUCCUCGAAGAGCGAUCCUAGCAAUGUUGAGGCUAACCGUCGUUGAAGCUUUUGUAAGCUUUUGUAGCAUCACCAGCGCCAUUAGUGCUAUCAGAUUCAGAGGGCAGUGACCACUCGGGAUAAUCCGACGCGGUCAAUUCAUAUCGGCAUUGCGUUUCUUAUUCUGGCGUGGAAGGGGCGGUUGUUUAACCUCGCCGAGAUACCGCGGUUGCACCUAAGUAGAAGCCACGACAUGGCUCUGUGCUUUUAGA